Messenger RNA from Naegleria fowleri, 3594 nucleotides. RefSeq lists its product as uncharacterized. Gene Ontology annotation, molecular function: signaling receptor binding. The record is from RefSeq and is a predicted model, not a curated record. Gene Ontology annotation, biological process: anatomical structure development. Lineage: Eukaryota; Heterolobosea; Eutetramitea; Acrasida; Naegleriidae. Bases 1 to 3594 code for a protein of 1197 amino acids. The transcript has a single exon. Gene Ontology annotation, cellular component: extracellular region; cell surface.
AUGAGGUUGAAGCCCUAUAUUCUCCUCAAGCCUUCUCUCCUUCUUUCAGGAUUGACAUUCAUCGUUGUUAUACGUGUUUUACUAUGUUGCCUUCUUUCUCAAUAUUCAAUUCCGAUCUCAUCGGAGCCAUCAUCCCUUCUUCAUCUUGAACAAUCUCCUCGAGACAAGUACGAAAGUAUUACAUUGAAAAUUCUACUACCAUUCCUCACUCUGCCUUUCAUUCAUGCACAAACCACUCCAACCUUAUAUACUUGCUUUGGCAAAUUAAGCAAUGAUACUUUAGUAUGUUCGGGGAGAGGCAACUGUACCUCCAACGAUCACUGCGUUUGCAAUAAUCCAAAUGGAUAUUACGGAUCCAGAUGCGAGAAAACCUAUUGUGCCGAUCAGAAUGAUUGUUCGGGCCACGGGUCAUGCUUUGUUCAGGGUGUUUGUGAUUGUGAUUAUGGAUGGGGCAACUCAAAUUGCUCGGCCUUUCACUGCUCCGAUAUUGGAGGAUGUGCUUCCUUGACAGGAUCGUGCACGGGUCCAAACACUUGCACGUGCUUACCAGGUUAUCUACCACCGAACUGUAGAGAAUACUCAUGUUACGGUAUUUCCUAUCAGAAUCAAACAGUAUGUUCUGGAAAAGGCACCUGUACGAAGCCCAAUGUCUGUGAAUGCAAACCAUUUUACAGUGGCAAUAGAUGCCAGAUUACCACUUGUGCAGGAAUUGCCAGUAAUUUAUCCACCGUUUGCUCGUCGCAUGGAGAUUGUCUCGAGUAUGAAGUGUGUUCAUGCCACACUGGCUACACAGGACUCAGGUGUCAAUACCCAUUAUGUUUUGGUUUACCUUCGAACAAUAAGAAUGUUUGCUCGGGUCAAGGUAGUUGUAUUUCACCAGAUAAUUGUAAAUGUACAGAUGGUUACGCAGGAACAAAAUGUACCCUUGCAUUGAGUAAUGUCUAUCGAAGCGGAUAUGUGCUUGCAAUUGAUGAGACAAGCUCACUCGCAUUAAUCGAUCUUAAUGCAAAUCGAUUAGUUCAGUCAAGUGUGUUAUUUAGCAGCAUACCACUUUCUGAAACGUGUUCUCCAACAUUUUACGAUUUUUCAUCAGAUUCCAUUUACCAAAUUAAUAUGGUGACAUCAACGGAGCAAGCCUCUUCUCUUUAUUACUUGUCCAAAGUUUCAUUGAGAGAAUUGUCAGCAAGUGAUCCAUUGACCAAGACUGUGUUCUCUUCCAAUUCCCUGAUUCCAAGUAAGAAUGGAACAUUUGUUGGUAUCUACUAUUCAGCUCUGUUUGAUUGUAUGUAUAUUUUAGAAAAAGACAUUAAUACCAAUAUAAUGUCGUGGAAACGAGCGAAUAUCGAUGGUAACUCACUCACUCCCUUUCUCAACAAUUCCAUUCUAAACAGAAUGAAAUUUUUUCCUAAUAAUUGCAUCUUGAAACAAUUACCUAGGUACUCUUCAGAGGAAUUGGCGUUUCGGAUAAACAGAACUACUGACGAGUUUGCAUGUAUUGGUGUGUCAAAAACUGAAGUGGCCACUACUCGCCUUGUAGUGUUUACAGUUCAUCGAAAUUCCAGCUCUACAAUUUUGGUUAAUGUUGAACUUCCGUUCAAUGGUUCAAACAUAGACCAGGAGCACAAUGGGUUGUUUCUUUUCCCUGGGGAAGAAGGAGAAUAUAGAAUAGCUUUUUCCCCUGCUUCCAACUUGGGUGUCGUACAAUUUGCGAGUGUGAACAUUUCAACACAGACAGUAACGUUGUUAAACAGCUCGCUCUCAGACUUCACCAUUUCAGGCAAAUAUGAUUUACAAGAGGAUUCUCUGUUUUUUGAUCAGACAAGAAAGAAAAUUUUAGCGGUUCCUCGAUACUAUUCUCUCUCUGCAUUUGUUGACGACAGGCCUCCAUACAUCACGCAUUCUGUACAGGGCACACCAUGUCGAGUGUUUUUACGAAGAUUCACUCCCUCAAUCACAAAAAUCGAAUCUCAAUAUCCGAAUAUUUUGGAUGGUGGAAUUGCGACAAGGGUGCAAGGAAAGGAUCUUUUUAUUGCUGACUGGUCUCGAAUUUCAUACUCUUAUCUCAAUCUGUAUCAAGGUUCUUCAAAGCUCACCUUGUGUGACGACUCUAUGAAUGCAAAUUUUGGAGAGGAGGCAUGUUUUGAGUCUCCAGUUCUUAACAAAAAUGGUAAUUCAGACUUGGUUGGAGUGAAGGUUGAACAUUUGGUGGGAAGUGGCCUGAUAUAUUCAAAUGUCACCACCACGGUCAAAUAUAAUGGUGUAUUGGGUUUAAAUCCAACAAGAGCACCAAAUGGAGAAGCUCUCACAAUUGAGGGUGUUUAUUUCGAUGCGCUUAAUCACAAAUUGAAGUGUCAAUUUAUACUGUUGUCUACUGGUGAACAAAUUACAGUUGUUGGAACCUUUUUGAGUCAUCGCUACAUGUCCUGCGUUGUACCAGCGCUAAAAGCAAUUCAAGACGAAAAGAUUAUGGUUAGAGUCUCUCUCAAUGAUGGGGUGAGCUUUCUAAAAACAUCUCUAGCAUUGACCUAUCGUGUAGUUAAUUUAAGGAACAAGAACUUGGUGGCUUUUGAAACAAUGAAUGAUGUGUUGGAUGUCAUGAAAACCGGGAAUGCGACUCUUCCAAACAGUUUAGGGCAACCGAACAUGACAUUAAUUAGUGAUGGCAUUGACACUGUUCUUUCAAUUGCUAGCACUUUCACUACCGAAUCCCAGAAAGCACGAUAUUCUCUUGAGACUGCAAAUACUUCACUCAUUACCGAUUUGCAAGCGAUUGCUCAAUUCAAGAUUACUACCGCAUCGACUGGAAAUGUGCUAGAAUUGUGGCUGAUCAAUGCUAUAGAUGCCAAGUACUACAUUCAAAGCCAACUUUCAGUAUCCAACGGCACCAUACCCAAAAUACAAUUGUUCUACAGCUUACCAGGAGAUAUAUCAAACGAAGGGCUCCAAUCUGAAUUAGCUGCCAACAAAUUAGCUUGCAACAUUUCAUCGUCUCAAUACUACAAAAUGAUUCUUGAGUUGAGAAAUCCCUCUGAUUUAACGAAUCCUGUGUGGCAUGCUUCUCUCAAAAUAACUGACAUUUCUCCAAACGAAACGGUCAUUUGCUUGGUGGAACGUGUUACCAAAAUGACCUUGAAUGAUUUCGGUUCAAUUCAACAACUUCCAUUUAGUGUUGGCAUUUCUCAAAGCCCCAUUUCAAAUCUGUUCCCCAGUACAAGAUCUCUUCAUGAAUUGAUGAUGACAACAAGCACUGUGAACCAAAAUGUCAUCAUUCUCCUCAAAUCUUUUGGUGUCAGAUGUCAAACAGAGGAUUGUAGUUUUCAAGCUCCAAAUAAUCUUGUCACUGUUAUUUUGGCUUCCGUUCUUCCAUCUGCAUUUGUCGUGAUUGCCAUGCUUUUGGUGGUCACUGUUGCAUUAUUAUUGGUCAUUUUCAAGCCUUGGAGAAAGCUCGAUACGGUCCAGAAGCGUGAAUUAGAAAUACGACGCAACCUUGAUCGAAUGAUGCAUCUUCAAAAGUCCAUGAGUAGCGGUGCUGCCAUGAAACCUGUUCGUUGCGGAACGUACACCACUACACAAAAGCCUGCCAAUAAGGUUUAA